AUGGCCGCUUCGUUUGUGCGAGCCGCAGGCAGGCACUCAGCUAAACGACUGUGCCUUCGACCCUCCUUUCAAGCUGUCCCCAGACAAUCGCCCUUCCUUUCACGCGCCUUAUCCAUUACUCCUACUCGCAAUGCCGAACCUGUAAAUGUCGCUCCGAGUCCAGAAACAGGUCAUGGCCCGAUGAGCACGACCAUCAGCCCCACAGAUUCCACAUUCACCAAGCAUGUCCAGCAAGACUCAUUAUUGGUAAAUAAAGCUCCAGAUACGAAUCUAGGCGAUGACUACGAGACGAGAAAGAUCCGUCAUUACACUGUCAACUUUGGUCCCCAGCAUCCUGCCGCUCACGGUGUCCUGCGCCUCAUCCUGGAGUUGAAUGGCGAGGAAAUCGUCCGAGCAGACCCUCAUGUUGGCCUGCUUCACCGAGGCACCGAAAAGCUCAUUGAAUACAAGACUUAUCUACAAGCCCUGCCGUACUUUGAUCGCUUCGACUACGUCUCCAUGAUGACCAACGAGCAGUGCUUUUCUCUGGCGGUCGAGAAACUUCUCAACAUUGAGAUUCCUGAAAGAGCAAAGUAUAUUCGCACAUUGUUCGGAGAGAUCACUCGAAUUUUGAACCAUUUGAUGUCCAUCCUAUCACACGCUAUGGAUGUCGGCGCUUUGACUCCUUUCCUGUGGGGUUUCGAGGAACGAGAGAAACUUAUGGAAUUCUACGAACGCGUGUCUGGCGCUCGACUGCACGCUGCAUAUGUUCGGCCCGGAGGUGUCAAAGCCGAUUUGCCACUUGGACUAUUAGAUGAUAUCUAUGCUUGGGCAACUCAGUUUGGCGACCGCAUCGAUGAGACCGAGGAGCUUCUCACUGAUAAUCGAAUUUGGAUUGGGAGAACUAAGGGCAUCGGCGUUGUCUCGGCUGCGGAUGCACUGAAUUACAGUUUUUCUGGCGUAAUGCUUAGAGGAUCUGGUGUCCCUUGGGACAUUCGAAAGAGCCAGCCUUACGAUGCAUAUGAUAAAGUUGAAUUUGACGUCCCUGUCGGACAGAAUGGCGAUUGCUACGACCGAUAUUUGUGCCGAAUGGAAGAGUUCCGUCAAUCGCUACGCAUCAUCUUCCAAUGCUUGAAUCAAAUGCCUCCGGGUCCAGUCAAGGUCGAAGAUUAUAAGAUUGCGCCACCUCCACGAGCCGCGAUGAAGGAAAACAUGGAGGCCCUUAUUCAUCACUUCCUACUUUUUACAAAGGGGUACACAGUCCCGCCUGGCGACACUUACAGUGCCAUCGAGGCUCCCAAGGGUGAAAUGGGAGUCUACCUCGUCAGUGAUGGAAGCGAGCGGCCAUAUCGGUGUAAAGUCCGCGCCCCGGGUUUCGCUCACCUGGGCUGUUUCGAUCAAAUCAGCCGUGGACAUCUUUUGGCCGAUGCCGUCGCAAUCAUUGGAACCUGUGAUCUCGUUUUUGGCGAAAUCGACAGAUAG
This is a messenger RNA of Exophiala aquamarina CBS 119918, 1461 nucleotides long. RefSeq names its product NADH-ubiquinone oxidoreductase 49 kDa subunit, mitochondrial. Gene Ontology annotation, molecular function: quinone binding; NADH dehydrogenase (ubiquinone) activity; NAD binding. Gene Ontology annotation, biological process: mitochondrial electron transport, NADH to ubiquinone. Lineage: Eukaryota; Fungi; Ascomycota; Eurotiomycetes; Chaetothyriales; Herpotrichiellaceae. The transcript has 2 exons. The record is from RefSeq and is a predicted model, not a curated record. The coding region runs from base 1 to 1461 and encodes 486 amino acids.